AUGACCUUCGACUUCACUGGAGAGCGCAUGCGCACUGAUGAGCCGGGGAACGCACAAGGUCCUCGCAUGAAGAUCAUUGAUGAAGGCGAAAUCUGUAGUACAGCGCCCUUGGCCUUCAACAUUAGUGGCUUGGAAUGUCAGCAGCCACCUGGUGCUGAUCUUCUUGCAGGCUACAUUUGCACCACUCCACCUUCGAUGGCGGCACCCUUCCUUCAUCGCUGGGGUGGCAUUACCAUGAAUGCUUGCGGCCGAUUCCAGCUCUGCCACUGUAAUGAGUUGUGCGACGUCAAGUCGAACUGGGUCCGGGCAGGCUACCUGGAGGUCGAGCCGGUGCUGACCUAUGGCAGCAUGUCUGCCCCUUUGCCUGGCUGUGCGGCAUAUCUGCCCACGCUACCGCCGGUGGACGCGGGCGGUGGCGCUGGGGAGAUCCUCCAGAAGACGCUGGUCACGACGUACGUCAGCAUCGAUGGUGGGCUGAGGCCCAUGCCUCACGUGCUGGGGGCCAUUGCCCAAAGCUUCGCUGUCUUUACGCAAGUGAGGUCAGAGCUUUUGGAUGCACUGGCGCCACGUGCAGCAGAUGUGGCGGUCACAGACUACAACAGUAUCUCUGACGCCCGCAGGCUUCAAGGGUGUGAAGAUGAUGACGCGGCAUUCCAGGAGGAGGCGGCCAAGGCCUCAGUGUCCGUCGCCAGUUGCCAGGAGGCUGUGACUUUGCUGGGCAGCGUGGAGCAAGUCUGCGAGGAUCUCACCCUGGCGCAAGCGGCUCCGCGACUGGAAGGGGCCAGCCAGGCGAAGCUUUACAUGCCGGCAGGUGCUGAAGCCUCCUGCUGGGCCACGGGUGCCACCUUGGCUGUGGCCGCGGUGACCAUCUUCAGGGCCAUGCGCCGGCGAAAUUGGUCGCGGGUGAGCCUGGGCCCCAGCGGCGGCUGCUUCUAUGACAUGAAGUUCCGCGCAAAGCCCGGGGACAAGUUCAAGUACCGCUACUCCACAGAUGUCUGGGAGCCUGAGUGGGGAAUCAUCCCGGAAGAGAAGGGCCGACUGAUCAGGUACGGCCAGCGAUUUCGCAAAGGCACCGUGGUAAAACCAAUGGUCGAUGACGACGAUGAUGACGAGGGUUGGGGUGCGCUGGGUGGAGCUGGCGAUGUGGGCACCGGCGCCCUGCUCCUGGACUGCGACGGCACGCUGGCGGAGACGGAACGUGAUGGGCACCGGGUGGCCUUCAACAAGGCCUUUGAGGAGAAGGGCUUCGAUGUGGAAUGGGAUGUGGAGCUCUAUGGCGAGCUCCUGACCACUGGUGGAGGAAAGGAGAGGAUGACACGUUACUUCAAAGAUUACAACCCAAAGGCCUGGAUCUUUGAGGACCCUCCAGCAAAGGACCACCCAGUCAUCAUGGAGCUUCAUGAGUUGAAGACCCGGAUCUUCAUGGAGAUUGUGAAGUCAGGAGACCUUCCCUUGCGUGAGGGCAUCAAGGAUUUGAUCUCUGCAGCAGAUGAAGCAGGAUGGCAGCUGGCAGUGUGCUCCACCAGCAACGAGGCCUCUGUGACGGCGGUGGUCGAGACGAUGUUGCCCGACUUUGCUCCCAAGAUGCGGAUCUUCGCCGGAGACGUGGUCUCCGCCAAGAAGCCCGACCCGGUGCCCGGGACAGAGCACCCGGAGACGAGCGGAGACCGAGCCGGACCAAGGUCUGUUGAUGAAACGAUCCUGUUUGGGAGAUUUUGA
This is a messenger RNA of Durusdinium trenchii, 1719 nucleotides long. NCBI's taxonomy places the organism in Eukaryota, Dinophyceae, Suessiales, Symbiodiniaceae. The record is from the annotation of a GenBank genome assembly.